Effrenium voratum is the source of this 1827-nucleotide messenger RNA. Lineage: Eukaryota; Dinophyceae; Suessiales; Symbiodiniaceae. The record is from the annotation of a GenBank genome assembly.
AUGGCAUAUCGGUGUGGGCUCAAGGAGAAGACGCACAUUCUCACGGACAAUGCCACUCAGCACUUCGUGAGCUUUGCUGAGACGGACAGGGCCGGCGGACUCUGCCAGACUCUGGAGCAGAAUGUGGAGAAAGACUGCAACACCUGGUACGGAGAAACAGAAUGGAAAUGCGCUGGAGGUGUCUACAUCUUCAGCAAGGACAUGAAAGCUGCAAGCCGUGACAGUAUGACGUGGUGCGAUGACGAGGAGCCUUGGCCUUGGCACUGGGGUGAGCUGCAGUGCUCGGAGCAUGUGGGCUCCGAUGGCACUUGGGUGCUGAUGUGGUGCUCGCACUGCCUAGGUAGCUUUUGCUUGCCACCCUUGACCUACAUGUCCAUGAUCACGGGGAUGAUGGUGCUUGGCGCUUGCUGCAGCUGCGCGCUUUGCUGCCGCUGCAUUUACAAGGAGGCAGACAAGCACGACAUUCCACAGCGCGUCCGCAACUCCAUCCUGCCGCCCGCAGCACCAGUGCCGGAAGCAGAACAAGGGCUGGAGCUGAAUAACAUGGCUUCUGCAGCUCCCCUGCAAGGUGGGUGGGGACUAUUUUGCUCCACCUCCACCCGUCCGGACCUGCCUGGUCCAGAUCUCAUGAUGAGCCUGGAGGAGCUGGGCGAGGCUCACUCCAAGUCGCAGAGGCUGCUUGACAGCUUGGCACGGAUACCCGUGCUGCUCAGCGAUGAGGAGGCUUGGGCUGGCGAGCGACGUGAGGUUUUCGGACUGCUGCGACGGGGACUCGUAGACUGCAUCACCACGGGAUGCUUGGAGGCUCCGAUAUUUGGCAACCUCCAGAUCGAGAGCGCCUUUAUUUUCCUUUUGACUUUGGGCUCACGAUCAGAGCGGCGACAGGAGAGCGUGCUGACCUGCUUCAAGGCCCUUCGCACCUCCGAGAGCUGGGCCAUGGCGCUGCGGGGCUCGAGGAAGGUCCUGGAGCUGCUGAAGGAGCUCCCGGAGGAAUUCCGGGCGCAGGUCCUGGAUGUCGCCGAUGCCUCGGAACUGGCGCUGCUUCUUGGCCGGGAGAAGAAGAAGAAGAAAAAGAAAAGCAGGUCAACGACGGAGCACGAAGCGCCGACCGCUCAGGAGGCACAAACAUCGCAGGAGGCCCAGAAGGCUCAGGAGGAGUUGGAAGAGAACUCGCAGUCUUUGUCUGCGGAUUUUAUCGGCAGCUGUACAUGUCCAGAGGACCUGCUGGCGGAAACCUUUUCGCAGUCUGACGGUGGCCUGGAACUUCGCAGAGCCAGCCGCACCUGCCCUGAGGAUCUCCUAGCGGAGCCCUCCUUGUCGCUGUCCAUCCACACUCCUGAGCCAGAGGCCUCCAAGCCGCCCUCGCCAGCGUUGCCCAGCGCAGCUUUGCAGAGGCCGCCCCUCGCAGGCGCUGCCGUUGGCACGCCUUCACGCGUGCGGAACUUCGGGGGCGGCUGGCCACUCGAGAGCCCGGCCUCCAAGCCGAAACGCCCAGGUGAGGCGCGUCGAAAGAAGGACUUUGCUGAGCUUGGACCAAGGUGCCCAAAUGGCAAAUCCAUGACGAGGGAGCAGAUGAUGAAGGAGGGGCAGCUGCGGCGGAGUCGCGACAGCGGCAGCCGUACGCCUGCAUUGCGGCGCCUGCUAUCAGGAGGUGCCGCCUCUCCACCCAGUGGCGCCGACACGCCCAGUGGCCUCAUCGGCAGGAUGGCACAGCGACUUUUACCCAGUCGAGCCUCCCCCAGUCCAAGCGCUCCUCACCCCAUGCGUGACUUUGGUGGAGGCGACCGUUUCGGUGUGGUUGCAUCCAACAAGGUCAACAAGGAGUGA